Oncorhynchus kisutch (coho salmon) is the source of this 2379-nucleotide messenger RNA. RefSeq names its product UDP-glucuronosyltransferase 2C1. Gene Ontology annotation, molecular function: UDP-glycosyltransferase activity. Bases 253 to 2073 code for a protein of 606 amino acids. The transcript has 5 exons. The record is from RefSeq and is a predicted model, not a curated record. Lineage: Eukaryota; Metazoa; Chordata; Actinopteri; Salmoniformes; Salmonidae.
UAAUCCAUGUUAAAUUCAGACUGUAACACAACACAAUGUUUUAACGGUUCAGGUGAAUACAGUCUGACUACAACCUGGAGUCAGACUAGAGAUGGACACAAUCACAUAUGGAUUGGAUCAAUGAUAAGUAGGCAUUUAAAUUGGGUAAGAGGUCAGUUAUGUGACAGGUGUGUUUUACCAGAACUCACUAGUGUUAUUGCCCAUGUAGUGGGUGAAUCCCAAAUGGCAUCCUAUUCCCUACAAUAGUCUACUAUGUCGACCAGAGCCCCGAGGACCCUGGGCAAAACUAGUGCAAUUUGGGAGGCACCACUAUCUGUUUGUAAAUCAUCUACCUGGGCUAUAGCAGGACGUCUAUACUAUCAGGUGGACUUUGAACCCGGAAACGUUCAAAGUAUUGCCUAUAUGUUGCAGUUUGCAGUCCCCUGCAGAGCGUUGUUAGUGUUGCAUGGACUCUAUAGCACCGACACAAUGUAUUCCCUCUCUCCUUGGGGACACCUCUCGUUUCUAAGUCUGGUGUCAUUUCUCCUUCUCCUUCCUGCACCGUCCUGCCAUGGAGGAAAAGUCCUGGUCUUUCCUGUCGAUGGAAGCCACUGGAUCAACAUGAAGGUACUGAUCGAGGAGCUCCAUGCCAGAGGCCACACCAUCACAGUGGUCAGACCCUCCACCAGCUGGUACAUCACAGAGAAGUCACCUCUAUACACCUCUAUCACCAUCAAGGAGAAAGAUAACUUAUACAGCUACAUCGAAACCUUCCUACAGAAUCAACUGAAGGCUCAGAGAGAGGGGAUAUCUUUGCUGAAGUUCUUCCAACUAACCAAGGAGUUCCUCAGUAUGAUAGAAGAAGCCCACAUCCUGGGCUGCGAGAUGCUGGCUCGCAUAUUCGACGACAAGGAGCUGAUGAAGAGUCUCCAGGACGCUCAGUAUGACAUGAUGCUCACCGACCCUAACCUCGCUGGAGGGCUGCUGAUGGCCCACUACCUCAAACUGCCUGUGGUGCUCAACGCCCGUUGGAUCACCAGCGGGGAGGGCCAUUCUGCCAUCGCCCCCUCUCCCCUGUCCUACAUCCCGAUCACAGGGUCUGGAUUCACUGACAAGAUGACCUUCGUCCAACGGGUCCAAAACAUGCUGCACUACAGCAUCAUCGUGUAUCAGCAGAGGUUCGUAGUUGGGCCGAUUUAUGACGCAAUUUGCGCCAAGUACUUCGAAGGGGGCUGUGACAUCAUCUCCUUGAUCCAGGAAGCUGACAUCUGGCUGAUGAGGUCUGACUUUGUGUUUGACUUCCCCCGUCCCACCAUGCCCAACGUCGUCUACAUGGGGGGAUUCCAGUGCAAGCCGGCCCAGCCCCUGCCUCAAGACCUGGAGGAGUUUGUCCAGAGUGCCGGGGAGCAUGGGGUGAUCAUCAUGUCUCUGGGGACUCUUGUCAAUGCACUUCCUGUUGAUAUCACAGACCAGAUCGCCAGCGUGUUCGCCAAGCUGCCUCAGAAGGUGAUCUGGAGGCACCGGGGCAAGAGGCCCUCCACUCUGGGCAACAACACUCUUCUGGUGGACUGGAUGCCCCAGAAAGACCUCCUGGGUCACCCCCAGACCAGAGCCUUUGUGGCCCACGGAGGAACCAACGGGGUCCAGGAGGCCAUCUACCACGGCACCCCAGUGCUGGGGAUACCCCUGUUCUUUGACCAGUAUGACAAUCUUCUGCGUCUGCAGGAGAGAGGCGCUGCCAAGAUCCUGGAGCUGGCCAUGUUCAACGGACCCAGUUUCCAGCAGGCUCUGAACCAGGUGCUCACCCACGCCCCCUACAGGGAGAACAUGCAGAGGCUGUCCCGCCUGCACAUGGACCAGCCCAUCAAGCCCAUGGACAAGGCCCUCUUCUGGUUGGAGUUUGUGAUGCGACACAAGGGGGCGUCUCACCUCCGUACGUCGGCCAACAGGAUGCCCUGGUACUCUUACUACUCUGUGGACGUGCUGCUACUGCUGCUGGCUGCUGGGGGAGGAGUCUUGCUCUUUACUGGACUCCUGAUCAGGAUCCUCUGGAGAACCUGCCGGAAGAACAGGAACAAAACCAAACAACACUGACACCAGUUGUAGAAUCGCAUAAUGCAAACCAAGACUGUUCUCAGGGCAGACCUGCUUAAAGCUAGAUAUAUUGCGUACGGGACAGUUCUACCAUUUUCCUUAAUGUAGUUCUCCUUACACCCACAGUGCCUUCAGAAAGUAUUCAUAUCCCUUGACUUGUUCAACAUGUUGAUGUGUUACAACCUGAAUUUAAAAUUGAUUUAAAAAAAAAUGUAAGCUGACAUGUCUUUAGUCAAUAAUUUUUCAACCACUUUGUUAUGGCAAGCCUAAAUAUGUUAAUGAGUAAAAACGUGCUUAACCAAGUCA